Molecule: messenger RNA, 2834 nt
Organism: Corvus hawaiiensis (hawaiian crow)
Lineage: Eukaryota; Metazoa; Chordata; Aves; Passeriformes; Corvidae
Exons: 2
Coding region: 191-1894 (567 amino acids)
Source: RefSeq, a predicted model, not a curated record
AGUGACGGCGGCCGGGCGGAAGUGCCGCCGGGGCAGGGCGGAAGUGCCGGCGGGAGCGGCGCGGUGCCGGCGCAGAUUAUCUGGAAUCCACUGGUGGACCUAUGCUUUCAACUGUUGAGUGAACGGAUCAUUUUGUGUAUUUUUUAGUUUGAUUUUUCUAAGCCUAUUUUGCCUUUUUACUAGAAAAAAAAUGGUGUGGGGAAAGUUUUUACUCUUAUGUUAUGGAUGUAUGAUUUUGUCUCAAGCGACUAAGAAUCAGAGUACUGAACCAAAUUUAGCUUGGGAGUUGAUACAAGGAUUUAUGCAUAUUUGGAAUCAUACAAAUCAAGGAAUAUGCAUUAACCUCCCCAACUCUGCAUCAGAGGGGUUUAGAUUUAUGAUGAUUUGGUUAAAUUUUUCAGAGAUAUUAACAAGAGAACUGGAUAAUCUUAAAAAAACAGGAGGAAAUAUUACCUGGGGAACAGUCGAGUCCCCGUUCCUAGAGCAGAAAGAAGGACAACAAUGGGAUGCAAAUGGGACAUGGGUAGAAUACAAGAAAGCCUUUUACCAGCUCCCACGCGACUCUACCUGGAGCCAUUUAUGGAAUCAGACGUGCUAUCGGUCAUUAGACACCCACCCUACUGAGACCUUGCACAAUGUCACUUCUAUCCCUUGCACGGUGGUACCAUGGUGGGAUUCUCCGGCUGAGGGCGGGUUUUUCGAACAUGAGUACAAUUUACAUUGGGAUGCAGGAUGGUGUAUACAAAUCCCUGAUAACCCAGGAACCGCACACCAAGUUAACCGAACAAAUUAUGAGUGGGCCUGGUCUCUGAAACAAAUCUUUGACCCUAUAUCUACCCUACAGUGGGCCUCCAGGGCCCCCACAGGGAAAAUAAUAGAAUGGGAAGUGGAGAAAUCAGACUGUAAGGACCAUCAGACCACACUACCUAAUGGGGAGAGCAUCUGCUGGAAAGUGAGGAACCAUAGAAGCAUUAUCCAAAGUAAAUCAGAGACCUCCUUUCUGAAUUGUUCCCGUAUAUUAGAUUGUACCACAGGAGCAGGUGAGCCUAUAGAAACCUGGUACAUCUCAGAGCUGAGAACUUUUAUCCGGGACAUGUGUACCUGUUGGGAUUAUCCCAACUACGGCUAUCUAAACCAAGACACCCGAUGCAAUGGGUCUUACGAAAAUUCGGAGACAGCACUAUCCUGUGGCAUUCCUGUUACACAUGGCCCUGACCGAAGAAGGGUCUGGAAUUCAAGUAGCGAAGCACAGGAAGUUCCCCAAGGUGACCUGUAUCAGUGUUCACAAGCCAAAUAUCCAGCUCCACGGGGAACGGUAUGGGCAUGUUCAGAUGGGAAAAUGUAUUCCCACUUGAACAUGUAUGAUAUGGCUGGACUCCAGUGUACUAUUGGGUUUCCUACCAUGUGUCCAUCUAAAACAUUCAAUUAUACACUUUAUCGUAACAACAAAGUGCGGAGAGAAAUCCACAAUCCAACAGAUGCAAAAGGGUGGAUUGGGGGGAUUCAAGUCCCUGACUAUUAUACCUGGAGACAAAAUGUUGCGUUAGACUUAGAAUCAUUUUUUGUGUCCAGUGGAGUUAUCCAACGGCACAAAUAUGUCUUGGAGAACUUAACAAGGCAAGUCCAUGUGUUAAGCAACUGGACCGGACGUUUGCUCAGGGAACCAAGUUCACAGGUCCAGCAGUCAUCGAAAAUGGCUUUGCAGAACCGAUUAGCCCUAGAUAUGUUGUUGUUGAAAGAGAAUGGAGUGUGUGGGAUGCUAAACCUAACAGAUGGAGAAUGCUGUGUCACUGUCCAUAACGCCACCACCACCAUAGAAGAGGCGCGUCAGAAGAUGAAGGAGAUUGCUGAACAAACGGGAGAACUGUUUCAAGCAAUGCAACCGAAGGACUAGUUUGAUGGACUGAGCCUGGAUUGUGGAUCACAUGAAUACUAAAGUGCCUUGGAUUUAGGGGAUGGCGAAGGUGGCUUGUGUACAUUGCCCUUAUGAUACUGUGUGGAUUCUUGGGUUUGAUGAUAGGUUGAAAAGUCAUGUCAAACUGUUUGCUUGUGAUGAGUUUAUUACGGUUAUAGAGGAAAGGGAUAGAGUUUCUAGCACUGUAUAAUACCACACCAUUCACGUCAUGGCAGGGAUGUGGCUGCAGCAGGAGGAAGCCAGGGGCUGGAAGUGGAAGGCUGGCCAUCUUUUGCCAUGCUUGGGGGUGUGCAGGAUUCAGGGGCAGCCUGACGGACCUAGCCCCUGUCUGCUGCUGGCAGUCCCUUCCCUGUUCCUCUGAGCCGUGGCUUUUCUGGUUUGGUGCUCAAAGACAGCGCUGGUGAGCCCAAGAGCUGGUGAACUGCUCCAAGAGAAAGAAAAGAGAGAAAGCAGCAGCGCUGCAGAGCCCAGCUGAGCCACGUGGAGCCCAAGCCGCAGCUGCUGUGACUGCAGCAGCCACUGGAGCUGCCACGGGAACCACUGAGCUCUCCAGGCCCACUCCCACAAAGUCAGGCCCAGGAGGAGGGUCCUCUGACCUGCUUCAGAGCCCUGUCAGGUCCCACCAGGUUUUGUCUUGUCCCUGUUCUUCUCUUGUUUUUGGUCUGAGGGGGGAAAGUUAAAUUGCAAGCCUCCCCGACAUUCUGCUUUUGUUUUCCCACAUAUACCAUGUUGCCAGUGCAGGGCCAGUCAAUGUUUUACCUUUGUCUGGGAAAACCACUUUGGAUGUGGUCUUCGAGAAGUGUUUUUGUUGGUUCAGUAGUGAAUACCCUUUUGUGGGUAAAACACUCUCUUUUGUAUACUCUUUUAUUAACAUUGUUGUGGUUAUUGCAAUUUUUCAGUAAAUUGUGAUUCCAAUUUA